Molecule: messenger RNA, 2576 nt
Organism: Tachysurus vachellii
Lineage: Eukaryota; Metazoa; Chordata; Actinopteri; Siluriformes; Bagridae
Gene: macir
Product: macrophage immunometabolism regulator
Exons: 2
Coding region: 135-767 (210 amino acids)
Biological process (GO): negative regulation of cytokine production involved in inflammatory response; negative regulation of fibroblast migration
Source: RefSeq, a predicted model, not a curated record
UUCCUUGUGUGAAGAGAAACAUCAGCAGAGAGAAUUGGGAGGAUUUUGACUCUUUUGGCCUUCCAUAAACCCGAUACUACACUGACAAGCCGAGGCGUGUGCAGACGGAGCUGGCUUAGCCGAACAGCCAGGCCAUGUCUUUAAAGAUGGAGCUGGAUGUCAGUGGAGUGUCCCGGACCCCUGUGUCCGUUUUACCUGCUGCUGAGGUCAAAGCCACGCUAAAGCCUGAGGUAGAGAAACCACGCUGCUCCAGCACGCCCUGCUCACCCAUCAAAAGUACUGUCUCAGGAUACCAGAUCCUCCACAUGAACUCUAACUACCUGGUGGGCUUCACCACUGGUGAGGAGCUUCUCAAACUGGCCCACAAGUGGUCCGGGCCAGAGAAGAGUGGCACAGAGCCUUUGCCUGGUGCCAUCCAGAAGCCCAUGGAUUUAGGGAUGCACCGUGCUUCACGCGUUUACAAAACCAAAAGCCGUUACUACCAACCUUACGAAAUCCCUUCCAUUAACGGGCGACGCAGAAGACGAAUGCCCAGCUCAGGCGAUGCCUGCUUCCGAUCUUCAGCAACAGGGGAGAGCAGUAAGGCCCUGCAUGGCCCGUUGCCCCUCUGCUUGCUCAAGGCCAAGCGUGCGCACUCUAAAUCUCUGGACUACCUCAACUUGGACAAGAUGAGUCUCAGCGAGCCGGCCGACACCGACGUGCUGCAGUACCAGCUCCAGCACCUGACACUGCGCGCCGAGCGCAUCUUCACCAGGAACAAAACAUGAACGGAUGAAAAUGGGCCAGUCGCACCCACAGCCAGGCCUCACACACCCCAAGAACUGGCUGCUGUCUUUGGGCCUUGUGUUUCUCCAGUCAGAUCAUAGGCAGAUCCUGUAGUAAAGGCACCUGUAGGCCACUAAUCUCAUUAUUUUAAGAACUGUUUGUUAACCAGAAGGUUCAGUGAGGUUCAGCUAACAAACUUUAACCUGUGAACAAAGUGAAGUUGUUUUAAUAAUGUAUGUGUGUGUGUGUGUGUGUGAGUAAGACAGAGAGAAGUGUGGGGAUAAGUUUGUUCUGGAUUAGCAAUAAACUAUAUGCUUAACAGUUGCUACUACUGUGUGUGUGUGAGUGUGUGUGUGUGUGUGUGUGUGUGUGUACACCUGUGCUGAGGUGAAAAUGCCUCUUUUGCAGAAAAAGUACCUAUAACCUGCACUAGAUCAUACUGUUAGCCAUCUGGAUUUCAUUUUUUACUGGUUUAGCAUAGCUCACUGUGGUGUUCUCCUGACGUUAACCUAUUAGCAUUAGCAUCUUCACACUCGUAGAUGUGUCAGUAGGUGAUCUUGGCACUCAUUUGCCUGCCAUUUAGGUGAAACUUGAUGUUAAAAAAUAAAUAAAUAAAACACAGACUGUUAAACAAGUUAUUUAAGACGGUCAGAUAAAGCUUGCAUUCACUCACGCUGAGAUUAGUGCCUCACAUACACACUAUUAAUCCCCUUUAGUUUCUCCAGCUGUCAUAUUAUCUCUAUCUUCACACCGAGUAAUCCUGCACGGUUAUUUACUCCAUACAUGAAGAUAUUUGUGAACACUGGUAAUAUUUAUGUUGAUUGGUUCACAUGGAUUUAUUUCAUUAUUAUUUUUUCUUAUGCUGGUGCACAGCAUUGCUACUAAAACAAACCAAAGGAUGAACUUUGGCUGUCCUGGGAAAAACUUGAUUGAGAAUGGAAUUUUUUUUGUGUGUGUGUGCAACAACACCUGACAAUCAUAUUUCUACCCAACAAUCCAGACAGUUCAAACACCUUACUCUUAGUUUUGGUGCUCAUCAGACACUGUAUUUCACAUGUCACGCUCGUCUCGUGUCUCAUCCUCUUAAAAUAUUUCCUGACUUGAUUACUGUUAGUCACAUUAUAAACACUACCACAGUUAGUUAAUAGUGUGAAUCUGAUGCACUGGUUUGAGGCAUAUAAUGUAUUUUGUUUAGGACCAUCUGGGUCUAUGGUUUGAUUAAACAUUAAUCUAUACUGUAUGUUUAAAAAAAAAAAAAAAAAAAGAAUCCCCCAAAACUACACUGAUAAUAUUUGAGUGGCUUACGCUACGACUGUUUUUAUUUUAUUUAUUUAUUAUUUUUUGAAUUGUCAUACUAAUUUGAUUCACUUUUCCUUGAAGCGGUGUAUGAUGUAAUAGUGUAAACCUACAAUCAUAUUAUUAUCUGAAUUUAUUUUUCUGCUGCUCUUUUUUCCUGUAGGGGCAGGAGAGAGGGGUGUUUAGUGGACGAUUUGUCCCAUCGUGCCCCACCCUUUAUUUCUUCCCAUUUCUUCCAAAUAACUUUGACUCCUACUGAGUGUUCUCUUUCUAGAUUUUUUCCUUCACUUCCUCGAUGAGUUCCAUGCUUCGGACUGAAACCAUGCACUUGUUCUCCUUUUCUCCUCAAUUUUUGUCUACUUUUGUGUAUUAAUAAUAUGUUGUAUAAAUAUUCUCAGCACCUUAGAUUCACAAAUAUUGGUGAUGUAUUGGUCAUGUUUUCUUCUGUCUUCUUCUGAUGAACUGCAUAACAUCUUGUUUACAUAUUGCUUUAUAAUAAGACUGUAACGCUGUUA